Miscanthus lutarioriparius is the source of this 1578-nucleotide messenger RNA. The record is from the annotation of a GenBank genome assembly. NCBI's taxonomy places the organism in Eukaryota, Viridiplantae, Streptophyta, Magnoliopsida, Poales, Poaceae.
AUGGAGAGGAUGCUCAAGGAUGAUGCCCGCGAAGAGAAGGGCGAGCUCGCCAGGAUGGCAUCGUUUGUUGGGGCCAUGGCAAUCUCAGAUUUGGUGAAGACCACAUUGGGACCAAAAGGAAUGGACAAGAUCCUGCAAUCAACUGGCAGAGGGCGUAAUGUUACUGUUACAAAUGAUGGGGCUACCAUUCUGAAGUCGCUUCACAUUGACAAUGCUGCUGCAAAGGUCCUUGUUGACAUAUCAAAAGUUCAAGAUGAUGAAGUUGGUGAUGGGACAACUUCUGUCGUCGUUCUAGCUGGAGAACUUUUGAGGGAGGCUGAGAAGUUAAUUAACAUGAAAAUUCAUCCGAUGACUAUUAUUGCAGGGUACAGAAUGGCUCUCGAGUGUGCCAGAGAUACUUUGCUACAAAAGACCAUGGACAACAAAGAAAAUACAGAUAAGUUCAGAACUGAUCUCAUGAAUAUUGCUAUGACUACUCUUAGUUCAAAAAUACUUUCCCAAGACAAGGAGUACUUUGCUGAACUUGCGGUUGAUGCUGUCUUGAGGCUUAAGGGUAGCACCAACUUGGAAUCUAUUCAAAUUCUGAAGAAACCUGGAGGAUCUCUUAAGGAUUCCUUUUUGGACGAAGGGUUCAUUCUUGACAAGAAAAUUGGCAUUGGGCAGCCAAAGCGCAUUGAGAAUGCCAAAAUUUUGGUUGCAAACACUGCUAUGGACACAGAUAAAGUUAAGAUAUAUGGAGCACGGGUCCGGGUGGAUUCAAUGUCUAAAGUUGCAGAUAUCGAAGCUGCUGAGAAGCAGAAAAUGAGAGAGAAAGUCCAAAAGAUCAUAGCUCACGGAAUCAACUGUUUCGUCAACAGACAGUUAAUCUAUAACUUCCCUGAGGAACUCUUUGCUGAUGCUGGCAUACUUGCAAUUGAGCAUGCUGACUUUGAGGGAAUUGAACGGCUAGCUCUUGUUACUGGUGGUGAGAUCGCAUCAACUUUUGAUAACCCAGAGUCUGUUAAGCUUGGUCACUGCAAGGUCAUUGAAGAGAUUAUGAUUGGGGAGGACAGGCUAAUUCAUUUCUCUGGGGUUGCAAUGGGGCAGGCUUGCACCAUUGUCCUAAGGGGGGCUAGUGAGCAUGUACUUGAUGAGGCUGAGAGGUCCUUGCAUGAUGCCUUGUGUGUGCUGUCCCAGACAGUAAAUGAUACCCGUGUCUUGUUUGGAGGCGGAUGGCCUGAGAUGGUGAUGGCCAAAGAAGUAGAUGAACUUGCAAGGAAGACCCCUGGGAAGAAAUCUCAUGCUAUUGAUGCUUUCUCGCGUGCUCUGCAAGCCAUCCCAACAAUCAUAGCUGACAACGCUGGUUUGGAUAGUGCUGAGUUGAUCUCUCAGCUCCGAGCUGAGCACCACAAAGAGAACUGCACUGCUGGAAUUGAUGUCAUCACAGGCACAGUUGGGGACAUGCAAAAGCUGGGGAUUCAAGAGUCGUUCAAGGUGAAGCAGGCCAUCCUUCUGUCUGCGACAGAGGCUGCGGAGAUGAUCCUCAGGGUCGAUGAGAUCAUAACCUGUGCCCCGCGCAGAAGAGAGGAUAGGAUGUGA